Molecule: messenger RNA, 3683 nt
Organism: Cololabis saira (Pacific saury)
Lineage: Eukaryota; Metazoa; Chordata; Actinopteri; Beloniformes; Belonidae
Gene: cacng8b
Product: calcium channel, voltage-dependent, gamma subunit 8b
Exons: 6
Coding region: 586-1830 (414 amino acids)
Biological process (GO): postsynaptic neurotransmitter receptor diffusion trapping; transmission of nerve impulse; neurotransmitter receptor internalization
Cellular component (GO): AMPA glutamate receptor complex; postsynaptic density membrane
Molecular function (GO): voltage-gated calcium channel activity; channel regulator activity
Source: RefSeq, a predicted model, not a curated record
GUAUUAGCCUUUUUAUGCACGUUCAACCCUCUUCUAUCACAGACUGGAAUUAAACUGAAUCCUGGCGCUGAUAAUUCACUCCCUCGGGUGCCACUUUUUUUUUUUUAAUCAUUUCCGUCCCCUUUAUAUUGCAUUAUUUAUUUAUUUUUGACUUGAUAGAGUCGUUAUUUAGCUUCUCAAGCGCUUCUCAGCCCCCCUCUCUCUCCCUCUUCCCUCGACCGUCUUGCUCUCUGGGAGCGCAGCGCUCUUCCAACAUCUGAAAUUGAACAGGAAAGGCUGCAGCAACAGACGCGGCGGUGCAGUGACCAUGGGUUUUCUUUUACAAGUUUUCUACUAAAAGCUGAUAGCAAGAGGGACAUCCCUCCGCAACUCCCACGGAUCCAACUUUCCAGCAAGACAAAAACUAGAGUCAGCAGGUAAAAAGAGACAGAGGCAUAAGAGAGUGGACAAGUGCAAAAGGAGCGGCGUGAGCAGGUGAAAACAGUCGAUGGAUGCUGUCCGGAUUGAGGGGACAGCACGUUCUUCACUGACGAGGAAAAGAAAGCUUUCAAAAUUGAGUCGAAGGACAGAAACUCGCCGUCAGGCAUGGUGUGUGAGAAGGGGAUCCAGAUCCUUCUCACCACCGUGGGGGCAUUCGCUGCCUUCGGCCUGAUGACGGUGGCAAUAGGGACGGACUACUGGCUGUACUCCCGUGCCCUCAUCUGCAACAGCACAGCCAACAACUCAGCGGAUGAUCCCCAUAAUAAGGACAAGAAGGACCCUGGUGCACUCACCCACUCUGGGCUGUGGAGAAUAUGCUGCUUGGAAGGAGUGAAGAGAGGCGUAUGUUCUCAGAUCAACCACUUCCCAGAGGAUGCAGACUUUGACCAUGACGGGGCAGAGUACGUCCUACGGGUAGUCAGGGCUUCCAACAUCUUCCCAAUCCUUAGUGCCAUCCUGCUGCUGAUGGGAGGGGUUUGCAUUGCUGCCAGUCGUUUCUAUAAAAGCAAAAGGAACAUCAUCCUUGGUGCAGGAAUCCUCUUUGUGGCUGCAGGUCUGAGUAACAUAAUUGGUGUGAUCGUCUACAUCUCGGCUGCACUAGGAGAUAUUUCCCCCAAGAAGGAUGAGGAUAAGAAGUGGCAGUACUCGUAUGGUUGGUCCUUUUAUUUCGGAGGCCUGUCUUUCAUCAUGGCUGAAAUGGUGGGGGUGCUGGCUGUCAACAUCUACAUAGAGAAAAACAAGGAGCUUCGCUGUCGCUCUCGCACCGACAUUUUCAAGAGCACCACGCACGCCAUGCUCCGUCUGCCCAGCUACCGUUUCCGCCGCCGCUCCCGCUCCUCCUCGCGCUCCACCGACCCCUCGCGCUCCCGAGACCCCUCGCCUGUGGGAGGAGUUGGAGGGAAGAACUUCGGCCUGCCCCCUUCCGCACUGCUCUCCCAGGGGCCCAUCUCAGUGUCCACUUUACCGAACCCCCACUCUCGCUCCCACACGGCCCUUGCCGGAGGCGACAUCUCCCUCUACACGUUGUCCCGUGACCCCAAACUGGGAGGCCUGCCGCCCAUGUACGGAACUGUGGACAGGGCCACGCUCUACCAGCUCCACAACUGCUUCCCCAAGGAUGGGGGCGGAGGGGGAGUGUUGAUGAGUGGCACGCUGCCCUCGCUCAAGUCCCACAACCCUUCCAAUUCCACCAACUCCAGCGCUCCCAUGGCCAACUCCGUGGGCUCGGGCCCUCCACCUUUCACGUCAUCCACAGUAGACAGGGAACGAGGGAUGGGGACUCUGGACAGGCUGAAGGGAGACAGGGAGAGCAACUCUAACACCCUCAAUAGGAAGACAACACCCGUGUAGAGGGGGAUGAGGAGGAAAGGAGAGGAAGAGGAAGGGUUGAGGUUAAGCAUAGAAGGGAGCACUCGUGCGGCUCAACAAGAAAUAGAUAGAAACAUGAACAGAAAGCUGAAACUUGAUAACCCUCCUCAAUCUUCACUGUUAAUUAGUCUACUCAAGCUCACUGACAACAAAAAGAAGAGUAAUAACUGAGCGAUAAUAACAACAACAAUGAACUUUCACAAUAAAACUAUUUUGAUAUUUUAAUGUGCUAGAACUGAUUUAUUUUGUUAACAAUCAAACGCAAUUAACCUUGGGCUACUACGACAAUGUUUCACACCAUUUCUGUGCAAUAUUACUGCUAACGUAUCCCAAUUAUCAUUUAUAAAAAUUGUUGUUGUGAUUAUUCUUGGCGUUAUUAUAGGCUAAGUUGUAUUUGCAAACACUAGUUUGGAAUGAAAUUUUCCUUUUUUCCUUUUUAUUCACUCUAAUUUUAGAUUUCAAUGACUUUUACUGUGAAUUCUUCCAUGCAGAGCCACUGGGGCCGUUGACGAGCUGUGUGUAACUGUGUCGAAGUGUCAAGCAUGAGUGUGUGCACAAAAUGUGGGAGAAUGAGAGCCUAUUAUUUUUUUAACCCCCAUAUUAUAGAAUUUUUGUUUAUAAUAUGAACUUCUAUGUGAAUACUGUAAAUUGUCUUCCAAUAUUGAUACUAAAAGAAAUGCAACAAUAAUGUGAGUGACUGAGACCACUGAUCAACUUCGUUGUACGAAUGUGAGUUUUCUAUGGGCCUCUGUUAGUCUUAUUUCCAUUCAAAUCAGUGUUAACGGUAGUACUUGUAGCUUUAGUCGUGUUGACGAUGUUUGUUCUUGGGCAUUAAGAACACCUCUGAUUGGAGGAAUCAGAAAAAAAAUAAUGAAAUGAAAUAACUCAUUUGUACAGAAUCAGUUGAAGGUUGUUGCCUGAGCAGAAAAACAAAGAAAACAUCUUUUUUUCCUUUUUUCUCUGUAUGAAAAGUCCCAAAGUGACACAAGCAAAUCAUCAUUUUCAGCGGCAAAAAAUGUGUGUAUGUGGGUUAAGAGUGUUCAUAAAGAAGAGAAAAAAAAGACUUUUGAGACAACUGUUUGACAACAUAUGUGUACAUUGUAAUUUACACAUUCAUAUAUUUGUAAAGUCUAUAGAUGCAUUUUUUUUGGGGUUGGGUCACAGUUCAUGCAUUUUGGGCAGGGCAGGUUUGUCUGAAGUGUUGUGAUCCCAGUGCCCGUUUCUGGAGCCCUGUCGGCUGGUUUCAUCCCUACCUGGUCACACGUGAGUGUUUCUUCCCCCUUAUCUGCUUCACCAUCCCCAAAAAAGAUUAUUUUCACUGUGCUUCCCUUGUAACUGCCAGCUCCUCAGUCUGAAUCGUUUAUGUUCAUGAGAAUGUAAACAUGUAACCCCCACUGUCUUCUAAACUGUGUGGAGUGACCACGGAUCCAGGGUGUCACCCUGGAUACACCUGCUAUGAUAAAAUGAAGAAACAAAAUAAUUAUCAGAUGCUUCCAGAUUCUUUACAUUUUUCAUUUCUUUGAUUUCAUUUCUGAAAAAGAAUAAUGUGAAAAAAAACUGCACACAGAUAGCAUUUAUGUGGGCAAUAUGAACAGUAUGUAGUUGAGAAUAGAAUAUAUCUAGAAAAAUGAUUAUGGUUUAUCUAACUGUGUGAUAAACUCAAACACUGUAUUGCACGACUUUUAUAAAAAAACAAUAACAGCGAUAUUCACAGACUUCUGUCUUUUGUUUGAUUGAUUUUUUUUAUUGAUAAGAGACUGUUGUGUCUUGUGAAGCAGUGACUGAGCACAUGUAGUCUGAAUUUUUAUACUACUGUUUGUGAAAAAAAAAAAAAC